CCAAACCAAGGGAACUAAGGGAAAUGCUAAUGAAGCAUUGAAGUUGAGAUUUUAAUUACUUAAAGGUCAGGAACAUUCAAGUUUCAUUAAUUUAAGGGAGUUAUUCUGUAUUCCCACAGCAAUCCACACUCAGCUCCUAUAUAGCUCAAAAAUUCAUGUUAUUGUUUAUUUGCUGAUGCAUUCAAGUGAUAUAACUGAACACUAUACCUGACUAUUAUUCCUUUUUGCAAUUAGGGUUCUGGUCUUCUAACAUUUUAUUAACACUUCUCUGUAUAUUUCCUACGUUCCCAUCCUUUUCAGUAGCAAUAAUCCUGUUGCUUUGCUCUAAGCUUUGUUCUACUUUACAAAAAGCUACAUUUCCUUUUAAGGCUGGAACCUCUAGUCAGUUAGCAACAUUUGUGGCUAAACUAUCACAAAACACUUGCAGGCACUCAGCAAACUAAUGUAUCGGAACACCCCUCUCAACUGUCUUGCCCACCAAUGGUGCUGCCUCUGGGAUGAGCCCAUGCUGUCCCCCACAUUGUACUCGGGUAUCUUCUGGAAAGCAGAAAUUGGCCUUGCCGAAAGCAGUGCUGGGGGCUGUCCGCAAUGAUGCUAUGUCCCACCACUUCCAGCCCGUGCCCUGUCACCGUUUUGUUUACUAAGAUGGGCCCACAGGUCCCUGUAACACAUGUAAUAGUUACUCUCCAAGUGACAAAAUACUCAUCAACAUCGAAGAGAUGGAACCAACCUUUAGACUAAAGGUUUUUAAAGGACAGUAGAUUUCAAAAAGACAGUCUGUGAGCCCAGCAGCACCACCGAUCCUUCCUAGAAGUUGAUGAGCAGAGGAUGUGCGGGUGUUAGCUGGGUCCCAGCAGCGGUGGGGAAGCAGGAUGCGCGCUGUAUGGCACCAGCGCCGAGGCGGGAGUGCACGGCCCGAGCCUGAGCAGGCGAUCGGCUGCCGUCCCCCGCCCCAGCCCGGGCGAUCGCAGCGCCGGCCGUCCCGGCUCUGCUCUAAGACAGAGGCUGCCGCAGCUGCGAGCCGUGCCCGGGGCCGCCCUCUGCCCGGGGCCGGCUGCCAAAGGCCGCCGCGGGGCCGCGCAGCCCGGCGCCCCCGCCCCCGGCGUUCGCGGCUCCCCCUCCCGCCCGCAGAUAACCGCGGCCCCUCAGGCGCUUCCCCAGCCGCCCAGCGCGGACUCGGCCCCGGCUCGCAGCCGCUCUCCAGGCGCCAGCUCCCUCUCGUCGCCGCCGCGGCGCGGGUAAGGAUGGCUCGGCAGCCCCGGGGCUUUCUGCAGGAGGCCUCUCACCAAGUCGUCGCCGGAGGCUCGGCGGGUCUUGUAGAAAUUUGCCUGAUGCAUCCCCUUGAUGUAGUGAAAACAAGGUUCCAAAUUCAAAGAGGGAAAACUGAUCCAACCAGUUACAAGAGCCUGGGGGACUGUUUUAGGACUAUUUUCCAACGAGAAGGAUUUCUUGGCUUCUACAAAGGAAUACUUCCUCCCGUUUUGGCUGAGACACCCAAAAGGGCAGUGAAGUUUUUUACCUUUGAACAAUACAAGAAGCUUCUGGGAUAUGCGUCAUUGCCACCAGGACUGGCAUUUGCAGUUGCUGGCUUGGGAUCUGGUUUGACAGAGGCAGUUGUGGUUAACCCGUUUGAAGUAGUGAAGGUUACCUUACAGACCAAUCAGAAUGCCUUCACAGAGCAACCAUCUAGCUUUGUUCAAGCUCAGCAGAUCAUAAAAACCGGUGGUCUGGGCUUCCAAGGACUCAACAAAGGCCUUACUGCAACACUGGGCCGUCACGGAGUUUUUAACAUGGUUUACUUUGGAUUCUACUUCAAUGUGAAAAGCAUUCUUCCAGUCAAUAAAGAUCCAAAUUUGGAGUUUUUGAGGAAAUUUGGAAUUGGGUUAGUCUCAGGAACAAUAGCCUCAAUUAUUAACAUUCCUUUUGAUGUUGCAAAAAGUAGGAUUCAAGGACCACAGCCAGUUCCUGGAGAGAUCAAGUACAGAACCUGUUUUAAAACUAUGGCAACAGUCUAUAAAGAGGAAGGAUUUCUGGCUCUGUACAAAGGCUUGCUUCCCAAGAUCAUGAGGCUCGGUCCAGGUGGUGCAGUGAUGCUUUUGGUUUACGAAUACGUUUAUGCAUGGCUUCAGGACACAGUUAAUCACAAGGAGCAUUUCUGAAAAAUGUACUCUUUAAAACUGCAUGCAUUCUAAAAUACACUAUAAUAAAGCAAAAGUGAUUCUUA
Molecule: messenger RNA, 2224 nt
Organism: Pyrgilauda ruficollis (rufous-necked snowfinch)
Lineage: Eukaryota; Metazoa; Chordata; Aves; Passeriformes; Passeridae
Gene: SLC25A21
Product: solute carrier family 25 member 21
Exons: 10
Coding region: 873-2159 (428 amino acids)
Source: RefSeq, a predicted model, not a curated record